AUAAUGGCUACAACAAAAUGUCAAGCAUGAAGUUCUAAUGAAGGGUGGUGGUGGCAGAGGUGACAGUAGGGAUUGUAGAAGGGUGGACAUAGGACUAGAGUAGUUUCAUCCAAAUGCAAAGCAAUCACUGUGGCGAAGGACAACUUAGGGUCUCAACCAGAGAGCCUGUUCAUGAGCUAGAAAUUCUCAAAAGGUUGUAUCUCAGCCAGGUCAAUUGAGUUCAUAUAGAAGCUCUCUCAGUUGGACUGCUCUGUAAACAAACAAACCAUCUUUGGGUUCAACUUGUAAAUAUAAUGCCUCUUUGAAAAAAUUAUUAAUGAGCUCAUUGACUGUUAUAUAAUUAAACUAUAUACUUUAAAGUUCCAAAAAUAAUGGCCUCAAAAAAGUAAUGACCUUUCAAAAUUAGCUAUAAAAUUUAAUGGUCAUUAGCAAGUCCUGUCAGUAGCAAAACCGUGACUCUCCAAAAGUAGCAACCUCAACAGUAAUUCAACUUUAACAGACACCAAAAAUUAUACAUUAACUAGCCAGCUCUGAUGCUAAUACUCAGGAACAACUACCAUCUAUUUGAUCCAUAAAUUACAACAACUUUUGUAGUGAAAUUUAUGUCCAUUUGUCCCGUUGAUGUCAACGUUUCUUCGCGGCUCUAUGUGUAUGCCAAGCAGACCUAUCUUUUAGGGCAUUGCCGCUGAGCUAAGAAUUUUAAGAUUCCGGUUGGAUACCACGUGAUGGUCUCGUGACUUCCUUUCGCCUAAUUUGGGAUUGUUGACCUUUGCUCGUUCAUUGUGACGCAGGCGCAGAUGUAGUAAACAUUACAUCAUCUUUUCCGGACCAAAACAAACUAUCGAUUGAGCGGUGUUUUGAAGGGCGUAGGAUUUUAUAUCAAAAAGGGGAGUAUGUCGGAGGGAGAAGCUGAAGGUUCGAUACAGGUAGAAGACACUUCCGAAAAAGAAAAUAUCGAGCCUCCUUUGAAGAAAGUAAAGACAAGAGAAGACAGAAAAAUUGAUCGUCUUGGUAAACUCGAGGCGCGAUUGAACGACAUUUUGAGUUGUACCGUUUGCCUCGAUUUGCCCACCAAGUCCGUUUUCCAGUGUCGUAAUGGACACCUGAUGUGUGCAUCCUGUUUCACGCAUCUUUUGGCUGAUAGUCGACUAAAAAAUGAGCAAUCUACGUGUCCAAACUGCCGAACUGAAAUAAAUCGCAAUGUCUGCUCCCGUAACUUAGCUGUCGAGAAAGCCAUAUCUGAGCUUCCCACAGAAUGUUCCCACUGCAGUCAUGAACUACCGCGAAGCUGCUUGAAAAAUCAUGAGGACAAAGAAUGCUUAAACAGGCCAGUGCACUGCAAGUUCAAAAGAUUAGGUUGCCUGUGGCAGGGUCCAUUUCAUGAGCAAAGGGAUCAUGAGGAUAACUGUGUUCAUCCAGGCAUGACUGGAUUACAACUUAUGGAGUCGUUAGAGGUGGUUGAUAAGAAUCACAAGAACGAGCAGGAACUCUUCCAAAACAUCCUCAACUUGCUGUCCUUUGAAAAGAUUGCUAUAAAUGACUUGCAGCUCAAGCCAUACCGUUCUGAUGACUAUCUACCACAGCUCUGCUAUGAAAGCAGUAGAUUUCAUGCUCUGGGCCAACAGUGGGUGGUAAAAGCAAAUGUUGUCGGCAACGAGAAAAGCUUGAAGCGUGUCUUGACUUAUCAGCUUGUACAGAAGGGAAAAGUCAACCUUAAUGUCAAGUUCUUAAUGCUGCGGAGUCCUUUCAGUGACUUGGUUAUCAAACCUGAAGUUCAUCAACAGGAGUUCAGUUGCGAUUUGCAAGAAAGCAGUUACCAUGACCUUGUACUGUUGGACCCCACAGAAUGCAACAAGAUGCUGGAGGCAAAUACAAUUAAGUUGAGAAUGAUCAUAUUCCAGAUUCCUGGUUCAGAUUAAGAAUAAUUUUAUUGUACAAAGAAUUGAGUGUACAUAGUUUUAUUUACCAACCAUGCCCUCGACUUUUCCUGUUAAUAUUUGGAAUAAAGCAUGUAAAGGUGCCAUUUUCUUGACACUGGUAUUUAUGUUUAAAAAAUUUACAAAAUGCAUGCCAAGUAUAUUUCAAUCAAUCAUGUUUGAUUUAUCACAUUUUUUUUGAUUUGUUGUAGAAAUACUUCCCAUAAUGGAUCGAGAGAGUUUUAAAUAUAAAUUUUACCAAUCAUUACAAGUCUUUGUCACUGACAACAGUUUGAAUAGUAUAAUAAUUUUUGUUCUAGAAUGAAAUUACUUAAGUAAGGACCAUUUAGUAACAUAUUUCCUUUGGAGUAAAACUGAUGAUCCUGGAUCAUAGUCAUGUGUGGAUUGUUAACACCAAAGAUUUCCUCUAGCCGGUAUCCUCCAUUUCUUUUUUGUCUUUCAGCUUCCCCUAAGAAAGUGUUAUGUUUGAACAUGGCAUCUUAAAGAGAAAAAUAAUUUUGUUUCACUUCCAUCUUUUUAAAGGCCCAUUUCCUAGUUAGGUAAAGGGCCUGAUGAAUUAAUGGUGAACAUCGUCCUAACUACUUGAACAAUCAGAAAUUAAUUUAAAUCCAUCUUUUUGAUGUAAAUAUUUUAUUUGAAGUGUUAAGAGAAGACCUUUGCAGAAGCUAAUAUAGGUAUACAAGUACAGUAGCUUAUAUUAAUUUCUUUGCUUGAAUAUUGCUGGGCUUGAACAUGUGUAACAAUUUGAAAUUAACUCAAUUUUAACAGUUUGUAAUAGCUCUCAAUAUCAGAGAGUAAUAUUGCACAUUUUAUAUAUGUACAUAACUGUAAUAAACCAGAAUUAACUAUUAAACAGCAAUUGAACUACA
Molecule: messenger RNA, 2806 nt
Organism: Orbicella faveolata
Lineage: Eukaryota; Metazoa; Cnidaria; Anthozoa; Scleractinia; Merulinidae
Product: zinc finger TRAF-type-containing protein 1-like
Cellular component (GO): nucleus
Molecular function (GO): zinc ion binding
Source: RefSeq, a predicted model, not a curated record